This is a messenger RNA of Penaeus indicus, 783 nucleotides long. RefSeq lists its product as uncharacterized. The transcript has 2 exons. Bases 1 to 783 code for a protein of 260 amino acids. NCBI's taxonomy places the organism in Eukaryota, Metazoa, Arthropoda, Malacostraca, Decapoda, Penaeidae. The record is from RefSeq and is a predicted model, not a curated record.
AUGAUCCAGGGCUGCGUUAUAUUCCAUGGCGUUGCGGCUUUUAACGGCGUGGUCUUCGAAGGCGUGUCCUUUGACUUCGUGGUCUUUGACUUCGUGGCAUUUUACGCUGCGAUUUUCGACUUAACGUCCCGGCCCUCGACGUCGCGACCUCUGACGUCGUGGCCUUCGACAUCGCGACCUCUGACGUCCGACAUCGCGACCUCUGACGUCGUGGCCUUCGACAUCGCGACCUCUGACGUCGUGGCCUUCGACAUCGCGACCUCUGACGUCGUGGCCUUCGACAUCGCGACCUCUGACGUCGUGGCCUUCGACAUCGCGACCUCUGACGUCGUGGCCUUCGACAUCGCGACCUCUGACGUCGUGGCCUUCGACAUCGCGACCUCUGACGUCGUGGCCUUCGACAUCGCGACCUCUGACGUCGUGGCCUUCGACAUCGCGACCUCUGACGUCGUGGCCUUCGACAUCGCGACCUCUGACGUCGUGGCCUUCGACAUCGCGACCUCUGACGUCGUGGCCUUCGACAUCGCGACCUCUGACGUCGUGGCCUUCGACAUCGCGACCUCUGACGUCGUGGCCUUCGACAUCGCGACCUCUGACGUCGUGGCCUUCGACAUCGCGACCUCUGACGUCGUGGCCUUCGACAUCGCGACCUCUGACGUCGUGGCCUUCGACGUCGCGACCUCUGACGUCGUGGCCUUCGACAUCGCGACCUCUGACGUCUUUCCUUUCGACGUCGUGGUAUUCGGCUUCGCUAUUUUGAUGUCGGUUCAUUUGACACUGUGA